GCCGCGGGCGGCUGCGGCGUGGCGCAGUUCGCGUGCCGCAGCGGCGCCUGCGUGCGCCUGGACGCGUACUGCGACGGCGAGGCGCAGUGCGCGGACGGCAGCGACGAGCCGGCGCACUGCACCGUGUGCAACCGCACGUACUACGGGCGCGUGGGCGUGGCGUACGCGCUGGCGGUGCGCUCGGCGCCGCGCGCGCCCUUCCUGUGCCACCUGACGUUCACGGCGGGUGGCGCGGCGCACGGCGACCUGGUGCAGCUGGCCUUCGACGAGUUCCGCGUGGGGCGCUACGAGCCGGGCGCACUGGACGGCUGCCCCGACGGGUACAUGCAGCUGUCGGAGCUGGGCCGCCCCUUCACCGGCGGCUCGUGGUGCGGCGAGGCGGACGGCGCCGCGCUCUACUACAGCGAGACCGCCACCGUCACCGUCUCCGUCAAGCUGUUCCGCGCGAGGCUCGGCGAGUCCUUCGGCUUUCGGUUGCGUUACAAGUUCUUGGCCCAACGGGAUGCCGUCGUCAGGUUCGGCGCGAUGGAGGCACCGCUGGAGCGAGGCGCGGUGUCGCCGGGCACCUACUGCACGCGCACCUACGAGGAGUGCCACCGCAAGCCCUGCCGCCUGCAGAGCCCCAACUACCCCGGGAUGUACCCCAGGAACGUCACCUGCUACUGGAGUCUGCGUCAGAAGGAUAUUCCUACGUGUAAGCACGCGAUGAUCUCUGUGCGACAAGAAUAUUCGCACAAAAUGCAAAUCAAGCGUUCGAUAUCAAUGGCGAGCCUCAACAAGACGGGGCGCGUGGUCCGCGCGUGGCGCGAGUGCACGGGCGAGCGCGACCGCCUCAUCUUCUACGACGGCGCGUCCACGGACGACCCGGUGCUGGUGGAAUACUGCGGCGGCGACUGGCUGCCGCGCGUCACGUCCCGCGGCCCCGAGAUGCUGGUGGCCUUCCACUCGUCGCCCUUCAGCGCGCCGCUGCGCCCCCCCGCGCCCGCCGCCCCACUGCGCGGCUUCGAGCUCGACGUCGACGUCGUGUUCGCCGACUCCGACUCGCUCGACUACGCAAGAGAGGCGCGUCGUUGCGAGUUUCAUGUGAAAGCAUCUUCUUCUGAGGAGGAAACGAACUCAACAGCGGCGGGCAGCGGGCGCGGCCGGCGCGGCAAGCUGCGAGCGCCCGCACACACGCUGCCUCCCAACACCACCUGCACCUGGACCUUCCACGGCCGCCCAGGUGAUCUCGUGUGGAUCUACUUCUCGAGCUUCACGCAAUACUCGCUAGUGGAGCCUCGGCGUGCUGAGAGCGGCGAGCGCGACGAGGAGAGCGGCGCCACCCCACGCACCGCGCUCGCGGCCGCCGUCGCCCGCGCGCGGCCGGCGCUGGGCGGGGCCGCCGGCGCCUGCGCCGUGGAGCUGCGCAUCUGGGAUGGCGGCGGGGCGGAGGAGGCGGGCGCGCGCGCGUUGGGCCGCUACUGCGACACGGCGCCGGCGCUGUGCGCUCGCGCCGCGCUCGCCAACGCCACGCGCUCGCCGCGUCCCUGCGCUCCCCCUGAUGGCUACGUGUCAGCCGCGCCACUGCUGUCCAUGGCGGCUACCUCGCUCCCCGGCACUGCUACUCAUCCACUUGAAUUCGCUCUCCAUUAUGAAUUUGUGGAUGCGCGGCUGGAGGGCGUGCCGCUGGCGGACGACGGGCGGCGGGCGCGGUCGGUGCCGCGCGAGUGCGCGCGCCUGCUGAGCGUGCCGGGCGCGUUCGCGUCGCCGCGCAACGCGCUGUGGUUCGGGCGCGGCGGCGCGCGGCGGCUGCGCUGCGUGUACCGGCUGCAGGCGGAGGGCGCGCGCGUGGCGCUGGAGCUGCAGGCCGCGGUGUUCGGGCGCGAGCCGCGCUGCAGCACGCGCGCCGACCCGCUCACCGGCCGCCUCGUGUGCGCGCCCGACCCGCCCGAGCCGCGCCCGGACGACGCCGACCUCGCUGACGACUCGCUCCUCGACUUCGACGGCGAGGACGAUGCUCCGCUGCGAGUUCCGCAUCUACGAAUCUAUGAAUCCCCUUGGCCCGGAUACAGAGUGCCGGUGGCGUGCGUGUGCGACAACAGCAGCGCGCCGCUGCGCGUGGUGUCGGGCGGGCCGGCGCUGGAGCUGGAGCUGGUGGCGCGCGCGCUGCUGCCGGGCGAGGACCAGCGCCACGUGCACUUCCGCGGCGCCUGGGAGCGCGCGCCCGCACCCGCGCACUGCGCCGCGCGCCGCCGCCUGCAGCCGCCCGGCACCAGGGUGCAGCUCGUCUACCCUUACAGUGGCAACAGAAUGUCGGAGUGCGGUGAGACACCGUUUCUCCUGGAGGCGAGGGGCAACCGCUCGGUGUUCCUGCGCGUGUGGGGCGAGGAGCUGCCGCUGACGGGCGCGGGGGCGGCGGGCGAGGCGCCGCCGUGCGCCACCAGCAACCGCGUGCUGGUGUACGAGGCGGCGUCGCGGCGCCUGGUGCGCGCGCUGUGCCCGGGCGGGCCGCACGCCGUGCAGCUGUUCUCGGGCUCGUGGUGGGGGCGCGGCGCGGGCGCGCUGCUGGUGGUGUGGGCGGCGCGCGAGCCGGGCCGCGCGCGCUUCGCGUGGAUGGAGGUGUGGCGCGCGGGGCCGGCGCCGCGGGCGCUGCAGCCGGGCGAGGCGUGGCCCAACGCCAGCGCGGCCUGUGCUCACCCGUGCGCGGCGCUGGGCGCGUGCAUGGCGCGCGCGCUGUGGUGCGACGGCGAGAGCGACUGCCCGGGCGGCGGCGACGAGGCGGGCGCGUGCGGCGCGGGCGCGCGGCUGCUGGCGGCGCUGGGCGCGCCGGCGGCGGCGGGCGCGGUGGCGGCGGCGGCGGCGGGCGCGGCGGCGCUGGCGCUGCUGCUGGCGCUGCGGCGGCGGCGGCGCGCGGGCGCGGACAAGCAGCUGCUGGGCGCGCUGGCGGCGGGCCGGCGCCUCACGGAGGAGCUGCUGUUCGACGCGUCGCGCGCGUCGUCGGCGGCGUCGUCCUGACGGCGCGAGCGCUCCGUCGAGUACAUCCACGUGGACCGCGAGACCACGGUGUGACGGAGCGCUGCCGGACGUUGCGCGGGCGCUGCUCGCUGUGUGAUACUGUGCACUGGUUCUCCUGUUCGGUUGUUCGGUUUGGUUGGUUGUGUUGCGGUCGCUCGGUGCGGACGUGUGACGUGUCGCGUGUGACAGGGCGGACAUCGCUGGGUUGUGAGGGUUGGUCCGCCGCACUGGUGGCCGCGGUACUAUAGUACGGUUGCGUUGUGAGCGGGACUCAAUCGUGCCAUGUGCGCAAGCGCACGGACGAGGUUCUCCUUCACGUGUAUAUUGAUUUGAGUUGACAUAUAUUUUAUUGACGAACUGUCCCGUCCCUCGUUUCACUUAAGUUAUGAAGCUAAAAUAAACACAUAGUUCAAAUCUAAGAACAUAAA
Molecule: messenger RNA, 3422 nt
Organism: Helicoverpa zea (corn earworm)
Lineage: Eukaryota; Metazoa; Arthropoda; Insecta; Lepidoptera; Noctuidae
Exons: 8
Cellular component (GO): plasma membrane
Molecular function (GO): protein binding
Source: RefSeq, a predicted model, not a curated record